Messenger RNA from Suillus paluster, 1910 nucleotides. Its product is annotated as Alpha/Beta hydrolase protein. Gene Ontology annotation, molecular function: serine-type carboxypeptidase activity. Gene Ontology annotation, biological process: proteolysis. NCBI's taxonomy places the organism in Eukaryota, Fungi, Basidiomycota, Agaricomycetes, Boletales, Suillaceae. The coding region runs from base 138 to 1583 and encodes 481 amino acids. The transcript is spliced from 15 exons. The record is from RefSeq and is a predicted model, not a curated record. Gene Ontology annotation, cellular component: fungal-type vacuole.
GGCAUGUUUCAUUUUUCCUGCCGCCAUGUGUGAACUUGCGUUUGAUUACCAGCGGAUAUCUGGCCAGAAUAUCUGGUACUGUAUAAAUACCCGGACGUCCUGACCGCGAAGACUUCUCACUGACAGCGCGCGUUGACAUGUUUCCCAAAGCGUUCAUCCGAGCCGGCAUUGCGCUAUUAGCUGGCGCAUCCAUAACUUGCGCCGUCGCUGUUGUGGAUGAUGAUCUCGACACUUCAGAAGCAGGGCACAUCGGUAUUCAAUCCGAGGUUCACGAUGGAACUGGCAUUCACUAUGUUAAGAACUCAGGGAUAUGCGAAACAACUCCAGGUGUCACACAAAUUUCUGGUUACAUUGACGUUGGAACAAACAUGUCCAUGUGGUUCUGGUUCUUUGAGUCUAGAAAAUCCCCUAAAACAGCCCCAUUUACCCUAUGGUUGAAUGGCGGCCCUGGAUGUUCUUCUAUGAACGGAUUGUUCCAAGAAAACGGGCCAUGCUCAGUGAAUGCUGAUCUUAAUUCGACCACUCUUAAUCCCUACAGCUGGAAUAAUCUCAGCAACAUGAUCUACAUCGACCAGCCAAUCGGGACCGGAUUCUCCUAUGGUACCGAUCCGGUAUAUACCACGGAAGAGGCUGCACCAUUUGUAUGGACUGCAUUCCAGGUUUUGUUUGAGAGCCAGCUGUUCUCGAAGUAUGCCAGCCGAGAAUUCAUCUUUGCCACAGAAAGCUAUGGUGGUCACUAUGCACCCAGUUUUGUGACCUACUUUGAAGAGAAAAAUGCCUUGAUCGCUAGCGGGGCGAUCCAUGCCGUUCCAAUCGCUGUUAGCGCUCUAAUGAUUAACAACGGCUGGAUCGAUCCGCACAUUCAGAGCAUUGCAUUCCUAACCUUUGCGACCUAUGCCCCUGGCUAUGGACAACUCCAGCCGAAUGAUGUACUCAAGAAUAUGUCGGAUGCCCUCAACAGCUCCGAUGGUUGCUUAGCGCAAGAGAAAGCCUGUUACGCUGCUGGAAAUUCUACCAGCUCAAACAAGAUUUGCGCAGAUGCCGAUCAAUACUGCAUUGGUAAUCUCUUGAUCCCUGCUGUGGGCGAUUACGACGCCUAUGAUUUGCGACAAAAUUCAUUUGCUCUGUUCCCCCAUGAAUACUACGUGGAUUAUUUGCGAGAGAAGGAUGUCAUGAAGAAGAUCGGUACUCAGGUCCAGUACGAGGAAUGCCUAGAUGCACCCAGGGGUCUGUUUAGACAGACAGGCGACAGCGCUAGGACGUGGCUGCCCCAGCUAUCGACAUUGGCGAACUCUGGGAUGAAGAUUUUGAUCUGGGCUGGAGAUACUGAUAUAAUUUGUAAUUGGCUUGGGGUCCAUGCCUCAGUCCUAGCAAUGGAUUGGCAAGGCAAUCAAACGCUCCAUAAUACUCCAUUUACCAAUAUGACGAUUAAUGGCAAGCCAGUGGCCGCUGUGCAGAAUGUCGACAACUUCUCCUUCGCACGUGUAUAUGAAUCUGGACACCAAGUGCCUGCUUUCCAGCCUAAAACGGCUUUGGAGAUUUUCUCGCAGGUUAUUCGGAAGGAACAGCUUCACUCCGUGUAAAGAAUGGAUUCAGGUAGCACACAUCGUGGCGGGGUGCGUUGACCCGGUUGUGUGCGCAUUGUAAUCGCUUUCUGCUUGAGUCCUGCACUUCGACCUUCACCAGCUGCCGACCGUCAUCCUCAAGUCCCUCUGCACCUCGAUACAAUUUCCCUGAGCACUACCUACAGAAGGGACGAUUGUCUAGGGAAGACUAGGAUUGUGCAGCCCUGCUUUAUGUACUCUGAUACAUCUGGGCUGGCUAGUAAGCAGGUACUUGCGAUUGUACGCGCGUGUCACGUAAGUAGCGCACGAGUGCUCCUCGUCUAGCAUAGCCCAGGCGCGCAAUUA